GGCCUGGAGUGCUGCCUGUGCCCAGACUGGGCAUUUCUCUCUCUACAGAACACAGUUUAAGUCAAGGCUCUGAGUGUGCUUUUCUCUUUCAGGUUUAAACCACCUGUCCUUUGACCCUGCCAGCACUGAGUCCCUGGGGCUGGACAGCCCAGCUGAGGAUGGCAGUGACCCGGGGAAGAGGAAGAGGAGCAGCAUUCCCCCAGAUGGUGGCAGAAAUCUGAGCCUGGAGUCCAUUCCGAUGGGAUUGCCAAUGUCCGACCCCAGCGCCUGGGCCACGGCCAUGAACAACCUGGGCAUGGCUCCCAUGGGCAUGACAGGACAGCCCCUCCUGCCUGAUUUUGAUCCUGCUCUUGGGAUGAUGACUGGGAUCCCUCCCAUCAACCCCAUGAUGCCAGGCCUGGGGAUUGUCCCACCUCCCAUCCCCCCGGACAUGCCGGCCGUGAAGGAGAUCAUCCACUGCAAGAGCUGCACUCUGUUCCCACCCAACCCCCAUCUUCCCCCUCCAGCCACCAGAGAGAGGCCCCCAGGGUGCAAGACCGUGUUUGUUGGGGGGCUGCCAGAGAAUGGCACGGAGCAGAUCAUCAUGGAGGUGUUUGAGCAGUGUGGGGAGGUCAUUGCCAUCCGCAAGAGCAAGAAGAACUUCUGCCACAUCCGCUUUGCUGAGGAGUUCAUGGUGGACAAGGCACUUUACCUGUCUGGCUACCGCAUCCGGCUGGGCUCCAGCACGGACAAGAAGGACACGGGGAGGCUGCACGUGGACUUUGCCCAGGCCCGGGACGAUCUGUACGAGUGGGAGUGCAAGCAGCGCAUGCUGGCCCGGGAGGAGCGGCACCGGCGCCGCCUGGCCGAGGAGCGAUUCCGGCCGCCCUCGCCUCCCCCCGUGGUGCACUACUCCGACCACGAGUGCAGCGUGGUGGCCGAGAAGCUCAAAGAUGACACCAAGUUCUCAGAAGCCAUCCAGACCUUGCUGACCUGGAUAGAACGUGGGGAAGUGAACAGGAGAACUGCCAACAACUUCUACUCCAUGAUCCAGUCAGCCAACAGCCACAUCCGCAGGCUCGUCAACGAGAAGGAGAUGGAAGAGGCUAAGGAGAAGUUCAAGCUGGCUCUCUCAGGGAUCCUGGUGCAGUUCGAGCAGAUAGUGGCCGUGUACCAUUCUGCCUCCAAACAAAAGGCUUGGGACCAUUUCACGAAAGCUCAGCGUAAGAACAUCAGCGUGUGGUGCAAACAAGCUGAGGAGAUCCGUAACAUCCACAAUGAUGAGCUGAUGGGCAUUCGGAGGGAGGAGGAGAUGGAAAUGUCCGAUGAAGAAAUAGAGGAUCCAUCAGAGAUGAAAGAAACAGAGGAGUCAGCGCUGGUGUCUCAGGUGGAGGCUCUGAAGGAGGAGAACGACAGCCUGCGCUGGCAGCUGGACGCGUACCGCAACGAGGUGGAGCUGCUCAAGCAGGAGCAGGGCAAGGCCUCCAGGGACGAGGACACCACCAAGGAGCAGCAGAUGAAGCUCCUCCAGCAGGCCCUGCAGGGCAUGCAGAAGCAUCUUUUGAAAGUCCAAGAGGAAUACAAAAAGAGAGAAGCUGAGUUGGAAAAAGUGAAAGAAGACAAGCUGAAAAUAGAAACAUUACUAGAAAACCUGAAGGAGCAGCAGAGCAUGGCAGAUGAAGAGGACAAGGAGGGAGAUGUAGCUGACUGCCAAGGGAAUGAGAGCAGCACAUCCAGAGUUUGUGCCUGCAGCCAGGAGAAGGAAUGCCCAGUGGAGAAAACCUUGAGCAACAGCCCUGUGAAAUCUGAACGAGAAGUUCUCCUGGUUGGGAUAAUUUCAACUUUUCUCCACGUGCAUCCCUUCGGGGCCAGCAUUGAGUACAUCUGCUCCUACCUGCAGCGCCUGGACAGCAAGAUCUGCACUGCUGAGGUGGAAGUGCUCAUGACACGCCUGCAGAACACGUUCCGCCAGGAGCUCAGCGGGGUUGGGGCCAGCCUGGAGAAGAGGUGGAAGUUUUGUGGCUUUGAUGGGUUGAAAAUGACUUGAGCUCUGACUUCACUCUGGAAGCAGGGAGAGCUGAGAAAACCUGGGAUGCUCCUCCCUCUGUUCCUGAUGAUUCCCUCACACCACGGCCUCGGGGGACAAAAUGUCAAAGUGAAACCAAGCCCAGAGCACCACUGGAAGAACCUCCGAGUUCUGCAGCUCCUUUGAUCAGUUAUUUGUUAAUGGACAAGUGCUGUUCAAUACACUUGGGGGAAAAAAGCUCCUGCCUGACCCUCUGAAGCACAGCGUGUCCACUCUGUGUCCUGCCAAUGUUGUAUGUGCUUGUGUGCCCAAAUUCCUCCUCCUCAACCUUCCUUCUGCUAGCAGCAGCCACAGACUGUCCUGAAGCAACCACAAAGGGGCAUCUUCUGGUUUUAGAUCACCAAAAGGGG
Sturnus vulgaris (Common starling) is the source of this 2415-nucleotide messenger RNA. The record is from RefSeq and is a predicted model, not a curated record. NCBI's taxonomy places the organism in Eukaryota, Metazoa, Chordata, Aves, Passeriformes, Sturnidae.